AUGGACAACCCAUGUACAACAGUUUACAUAUUCUUGCAUCGUUUAUUUCACCAGGCCAUGAUAGACAAAAUUAUGAUCGACUGUGAUAAAAUCGAUAAACAAGAGUUAACGUAUAUUGUUGGCGAUUUACCAUUUUAUACACACUCACAGUGGGGUAGCACACUCAAGCUUUCAAAUACUCUUGCUAUUGUACCACAGCUCAAGAAACACGAUUCAAAAAACGAAGAAAAGGGAAGCAAAAAAUUAGCAAUCCCAGAGAAAAAUAAUAAAGAGAUUGAUGAAGCAGGUUUAAAAGCAAUUCAUGUGAUAUCUUCUCAAGAGUUUCCUCUUAAAGUUUCCAGUCAAAUCGUAUCGCAUUUGCGUAAAACCAUUGGCAUCAACAAAGUUGUGAUUCAACAUCUCGAUCCUGCAGAUUCUCAACUAAGCCCAAGCUUGUAUAAUGCACUGGCAAUAAGUCCAAUAAUUCCCCAUAGUCUUCCACGGCGUUCUGAAAUAAUUCACGCUUUUCCUUCCAAGAAUGAAUAUCAAGAAAUUACUACGUCUAUAAUUUCCAAAAUGGCUGAAAACGAACCUCUAGAUGUAUUAGGAUCUACCAAAAAACCCAAGCCCCAAGUACUAAAAUAUUAUGACUCCCUGCGGCUCUACAUAUAUAAGCACUAUUUUCAUCGACUUCAUGAGUACCCACCAUCAUUAGAUUAUGAUCAAAAUUUAACUCCAAGUGGGAAAUCUAUUGAACGCAUUUAUUUUCGCACUUUAUCUCUUAAUAAUAGUGAUGCAGAGUACCAAAAAUUAGCUUCUAAAGGCGACAAUCCCGAUCAAUAUAUCAAGUGUUUACAUUGUGGUAGUUUGGAGCGAUUGCGAUCUGGGUUUCGGCGACACCUUUCAACAAGAUGUAAACAACAUCGUAUAUACUUAGCGAUUGCCAUUCGUUAUUUUGAAAAUCCACAAGAUUCUGAAUAA
Messenger RNA from Magnusiomyces paraingens, 960 nucleotides. RefSeq lists its product as uncharacterized. Lineage: Eukaryota; Fungi; Ascomycota; Dipodascomycetes; Dipodascales; Dipodascaceae. The record is from RefSeq and is a predicted model, not a curated record. The transcript has 2 exons. The coding region runs from base 1 to 960 and encodes 319 amino acids.